Molecule: messenger RNA, 1806 nt
Organism: Haliotis rufescens (red abalone)
Lineage: Eukaryota; Metazoa; Mollusca; Gastropoda; Lepetellida; Haliotidae
Product: phospholipase A and acyltransferase 2-like
Exons: 6
Coding region: 236-670 (144 amino acids)
Biological process (GO): N-acylphosphatidylethanolamine metabolic process
Cellular component (GO): cytoplasm
Molecular function (GO): glycerophospholipid phospholipase A1 activity; A2-type glycerophospholipase activity
Source: RefSeq, a predicted model, not a curated record
GAGAGAGCUGAGAACCAGCCAGUUAAGAUCAAACGACGUUUUAACAGCUCAUCGUCAUUUGGGGAAAACCCAGUGAAACAGAAGAUUUUUACAAAGAGGAAGUUAUGGAAAUUUUCAGUUUUCAUGUAAUGUUAAUACACUUUUAGUUUUCUAAUCAUCCGUUAGAAUCUAUCCUCCAUCAUUUGAAAGAGAAUCUCAGAUGCAGUGUUGUGUAUUGUGAGUUCAAGAGACGAUAAUGAGUUGUGAGCAGAUAAACAGCCACAGAGAUCUGGAGGUGGGGGAUCUGGUGGAGUUCAAGCGGGGGCUGUAUUCUCACUGGGCUGUCUAUAUAGGAGGGGGAGAGGUCGUUCACCUCGCAGGGGAAGAAGAUGAUGGGCUAGCCAAUGUUGGAGGAAGACAUGUUUUCACUGUAAGCGGAACUACAUUUAAUAAGGCCUUGGUCCGCAUCGACCUAUUUGAUGAUGUUGCGGGUCUUGACAAGGUCUACAGAAACAACACGAAGGACAAGAGGUGGAGUCCAUUCUCAGCAUCCGAGAUCGUAAGAAGAGCUCUGUCCAAACUUGGGCGUGUCGGCUACAACCUCAUCUUCAGCAACUGUGAACAUUUUGUGUCUUGGUGCAGAUACGACAUGGAACGGAGUGAUCAGGUGGACAGUUUCAAGACUUGGUAGAGAUUUGGGUGGGGGUGACCUCAGCUAACUUCAGCUUCUUAGCUUUUGAGCUAACAAGCGUUCACCUGUCAGGAACAGACUAUAAUCCACCAUCCCUAAUCCCCUUAAUCCUCCUGAAUUUCAUUUUUGAGUUAACAGGGAAGACCAUGUACAGGUUUUGUAUAUCACAAUGGAAUAUAACAAUAUGCUGGAAUACCUUUCGCAUUUGACAAUUUCGCAAUUUGAUACUGUGUCCGUUGUCAGCUACAUAAAUCAUCCAUAAAGUUGAGCUUGUGGCUCAACUGUAUAUAUUCAUAUAAAUUGUCAUAUAAAACAUGUUCACUUUAUUCUGGGUAUUUUCUAUAUGGAUAUGUAGCAAGAUAUGUUUUGUAACAAAUUUCUCAUCUUGAAGAGGUGGUGAUUGUUUGUUGUAUAAGUGACGAUCUGAGGCAGCAGUGUUAUAAAAUUGUUGCACAUAUUUUCUGAUAUGUGAUGGGGUUUUAAGAUGGAAAAGCAAUAAUUUAGGACCUAAUCUCAUUUCACCUUUUAUUUGAUUAGUUUGAAAUAAAUGACAAUGGUGACAGUGAAAAUAAACAGAUAUAGCAAAAAAUAAUUUCCCCCAAAUAAAUCAGUACUUGCUGAAAACAAAAAUAAAUAUGAAAUGAUAUUAUUAUUAUUUUAAAUAUUUGUACUUUUAUUUUGUUCUGCCCAGUCUAAUGGGAAAGUGAAAAUAUGUCUUUUAACAUUUUCUAUUUAGUUCCAUGUUACAGAUUGAAUGUUUUAAACAGGAAUCAUCACUCUGUUCAAAUGAGUACUUUUUGUACCGUUUUUACUUCAUCAGUUCAGUUCUUUUGACUUGUAGCUGUCAGAUAUGUAUAUUUUAAAAUCAUUUACAUAUCAGUUACAAUGUGCUGUUGAUAAUAUAGACAUAGAUAAUAAUGUUAUCCAAACAUUUUUACUUAUGUCUUUUAUACUGUUGUUGCAAUUUGGUAUUAAAGAAUCAGAAGGAUAAACUGUUUGAUUUAUUUGUGUGAUGAUAAUCAUUCAUUUUCUAAAACCGUAAGUUUUGUAUUAUUUGGUCUGUCACUACCAGGACAACUGUGAAGGUCUGGGUUAGAACUCGUCUUCAGCAAUCCAUGUUUGUCGCAAGAGGCGAG